Messenger RNA from Suillus discolor, 624 nucleotides. RefSeq lists its product as uncharacterized. The record is from RefSeq and is a predicted model, not a curated record. The coding region runs from base 1 to 624 and encodes 207 amino acids. The transcript is spliced from 4 exons. Lineage: Eukaryota; Fungi; Basidiomycota; Agaricomycetes; Boletales; Suillaceae.
AUGGCCUCCUCUCCAUCCUUGGCUCCAUCCAAAGAUCUACACCUUCAGCUCAAGUGUGUGGAACAUAGAAAGCUCCAUGAAAAAUCUUGGGAGGUGAUGGAGCAGGUGAACUCUGAUUAUCUUUUAGAGGGAAGAAAAAGGCAUAUGAGCCAUUACAGAUGCUGGUCUGCGAAAGAGCCUGUGCAGAGGGGAUUUAUACUCAUGCAGAAGGAUCGCCUGAUUAAGGAGUCUACCCCAAAUGAUAUCAGGAUAAAAGAGGACCUCACUUCUUACUUGAUACCCUCUGAGAUUCCCUACAGGACUGAGACUGUCCUGUGGCACAACACUAUGGCAGCCCUCCUGAUCUCAUCACCAACUUCCUUUUGUGUCGACCACAUCAAUGUAAUAGGCCUAAAGGAUGGAGAUCUCCAUAAUCGAGUAGCUGGUGCUUUGAGGGAUGGCCGUUGUGCAGUCAUACACAGGGCAGCAGAGCCAGGCCCUGAAAAACUUACUCUGCAAUAUCUACAUGAUCAGUUUGGAAUAUCUGACUGGCUAUGCUCCCUCCAUGACAUGGCAUACCACGCUGAAGAUUGGACACAUUUCCACGAAGAUGGGACCAUAGGGUGUCUAUUGGAUGAAAUUUAA